Molecule: messenger RNA, 5019 nt
Organism: Micropterus dolomieu (smallmouth bass)
Lineage: Eukaryota; Metazoa; Chordata; Actinopteri; Centrarchiformes; Centrarchidae
Product: neurocan core protein-like
Exons: 20
Coding region: 237-3899 (1220 amino acids)
Biological process (GO): cell adhesion
Molecular function (GO): calcium ion binding; hyaluronic acid binding
Source: RefSeq, a predicted model, not a curated record
GAGGAUAUAACGCGGGAGAAGGAGUGGAAAGUCCAAGACGUGGAGCGCUUGUGCACACACUCACCCCGGUCUCUUCUGCCUCUGCAAAGUGCUGUUUCACCCUUGUUUCGUCGUUUGCCGUCUCCGCACCCUUCGGGAGCUUUGGAAAGCGCCUGCACUGAGGCGCAAAGCUUUCGCUCACAUUCCUGAGGAUUGCACCGUUGAGACGCAUCUGGGUUUGUCAGAAAAGGUCCAGGAUGAUGCUCGCUCAGUGUGGAGUUGGGCGGCAGAUCCUCUUUGCUUUGAUGCUGCUGCUCUGUUUAGGCAUGGGUUCAGCCUCCUCCAUAGUGAACAUGCGUAGGAUCACCCAUCCUACAGUACAUCAAACGCUAGCAGGCAAAGCCGUCCUGCCCUGUGUCUUCACCCUUCAGACCAGCACUUCCACCCAGCCUCCCCAGCUCCUGUGGACUCACAUCAGGCUACCAGCAGGAGGAAAAGGUGCUCCUCUGGAGCAGAUUGUGCUUUCUGCUAAAGGUGAUGUAAUCAAGGUGAAUAAGGCUUUCAGCGGCCGCGUCAUGCUGCCAGGAUACACUGCCAAUCCGAUGAAUGCUACCAUGGAGAUCUUCAGCCUCCGCACUAACGACUCAGGCGCUUACCACUGUCAGGUUGUCAUGGGUAACGACUAUGAGAGAGACACUGUACCUCUGGUGGUCUCCGGUGUGGUGUUUCACUACCAGGCUCCCAGUGCCCGCUACGCCCUAUCAUUUACCGACGCUCAGCAGGCCUGCCAGGAAAUUUCGGCUCAGAUUGCCACACCGGCCCAGCUGUGGGCAGCGUACUAUGACGGCUUUGCCAGCUGUGCGGCUGGCUGGUUGGACGACCAGACUGUCCGCUAUUCUGUCCAGUUGCCAGAGUUUGGUUGCUAUGGACACACGGAGUACUCCGCUGGAGUGAGGAAUUAUGGGAAGAGGGAUCCGAAAGAGCUGUUUGAUGUGUACUGUUUUGCGAAAGAACUGGAUGGUGAAGUCUUUCACUCCUCUGUCCCAGGCAGACUGUCUCUGUCCUCGGCCUCAGACCGCUGCGUGUCCCUAGGGGGGCAGCUGGCCACAGUGGGGCAGCUUUAUCUGGCCUGGAUGGCCGGCCUGGACAGCUGUGCCCCAGGAUGGUUGUCUGAUGGCAGUGUCCGCUACCCGGUGACAUGGCCUCGCCCAGACUGUGGAGGGAGCCUGCCGGGAGUCCGCACCAUCACACACAACAGCUCAGCUGACAACACCACAGCGCUAUAUGAUGCUUAUUGCUACAGAGGUAAAGUGAAGGAUUCGGGCUCCAUCUCUCAGAUCUACACCUCCCUGUGGAAGCCCUGGAGCUACCUCACAGGCUCAAAUGAUGCUGACUCCACAGGGAAAGACAGUCCCAACCUGACUACACAGCAAACCACCACUACCAGAGGGUCCUCAGAUGGUAGUGAUGUUUCACCUUCAAACUGGACAGGAUUGGUUGACCUAGAAGAGGAGGCCUCACUUCACAGCACUGAUGCUUCCUCAGGCCCCUGGUCCUCAGAGUCAUCAGGGUCAUUUGUGACCCUCCAGCUAAUCCCAGGACAGAGUUUCUUAGACUGGGGAGAGCCACUGGAGCCUGGCCCAGACUCACAGGAAUUUCUCCGACCACCAGUCCACCCCACUCCUGCUGAGAAGAAGGUGAUCUCAAAGAUUGUCAAGUCCAUCUGGAAGCCUUGGAAUUACCUGGCUGGGACUGGAGAUGAAGAAGGAACCCAAGCACCAAAUGGACAGGCAGGGGAAGUGGAGGAGAAGGCCACAAAAAUGACAGAUGAAGAGUUAAAUCAAUCUAGCACAUCACCAGGUUUGUUUUUUUGGGGGAGUUCAUGGUUCAGCAGUCCCUCGAGGGAAAACUCGACUCCAGCUAGUGAAGAAUCACCCACUCGUCUGGCAUCUACUUCAGCUGCCUCCGGUAACUCUAUGACUACAGAGAGUACCAAGAGUCGAGAGAAUUCAGAGAUGCACGCGCCCACUGCCUCCAGCUCUGCACUUGAAAGCACGUCCUCUGGCAGGGAAACCUGGGUCCGUGUUGAAGUGGAGACCACAACCCAGUCGGGUGACAAGAGGGAGGAGACGGUGACCUCUAGAUCCAGUGGGAGAGGAGGUAGAGGGAAGGGGAAGAAGAACAGGGGGGAGGACAGGAGCAGAGGAGAAGAGAAGGGGAGAGGAGAGGAUAAGGGGAAAGGUGAAGACGAGGGGAGUGGAGAGGUCAGCAGUGCAGAAGCGAAGGGGGAAAUACAAGUUUCACGCCGACCAGUUGAAACAAGUAAACCAAGAGAACGAUCCAGAGAAAGAUCUAGAGAGAGGGGUCACAGGAAGUCCACCACUACAACGACUACCACUACCACUGAAAGUCCUCUGGAGCUCACAGUAAUGACAACGGGGUCGGAAAGCGCUGAUUUAUCUACAUCUGAAUCCCUGUCCACUUUACCAGUAGAAACCCCAUUGCCAUCAGGUCCAGACCAAUCACUCUCCUCAUCCCCACCACCACUACUAUCUGUCACUGCGUCCAUGCCUCGAUCUCCAUCCCUGUUUGAAUCCCAGUCUCCCUCCCCAUCCCCUUCUCUUCCAUCUUCCUCCUCCCCAGUUCCAUCUACUUCCUCACCUCCAUCUAACUCCCAAACCCUGUCCCUCUCACCGUCACCCUCAACCCUUUCCCAUUCCCCAUCUCAAACAGUUGGAUCAAGAGUCCCAGCUCCAUCUCCUCACUCAGACAACCAGGACAGCUCCACUACCCCCCUGACAUCUAUUAACUGGGUCCCAGUGGAGAAAGCAGUUGUGAACCACUCUCUGGAUUAUCCUCCAAUACUAUCAGAACCCCCAGAUGAGGAGGAGCCUGCUUGGUCUCACGCUGUGGGAUCGGGGGCCCUGUUACCUGUCAACAUGGAGGAGGAGAGCAACAGAGGAGGAGUUAACAUCAGCACCACAUCUCUCAGCCCAACAGUCGAGGUGGAGCCCUGCGUGACAAACCCAUGUCUGCACGGAGGAAAGUGCCUUCCUCAGGGAAAAGGCUACAGCUGCUACUGCCCACAAGGAUACGCUGGGGAGAACUGUGAGAUUGACGUUGAUGACUGCCAGUCCGAGCCAUGUGAAAAUGGAGGCACUUGCAUCGACAGGAUUGAUUCAUUCCUCUGCCUUUGCCUGCCCAGCUAUGGAGGAGAUACAUGUGAGAAGGACAUAGAAGGUUGCGAGCACGGUUGGAGGAAGUUCCACGGCCACUGCUACAGGUACUUCACCCACAGACACACCUGGGAGGAUGCAGAGAAAGACUGCAGAGAGCACAGUGCCCACCUCAGUAGCAUCAUCUCCGCCACUGAGCAGGAGUUUAUCAAUGGUCUGGGUCAUGACAAUGCCUGGAUCGGACUGAAUGACCGUACAGUGGAGGAAGACUUUCAGUGGACUGACAGCAACGAUCUGGUAUAUGAGAACUGGAGGGAGAGCCAGCCAGAUAACUUCUUUGCAGGAGGUGAGGACUGUGUGGUGACCAUUGCCCAUGAGGAUGGCAAGUGGAACGACGUGCCCUGCAACUACAACCUGCCCUACAUCUGCAAAAAAGGCACAGUAUUGUGCGGGACCCCGCCUGCAGUGGAGAACGCCCAUUUGAUAGGUCGGCGGAGGUCACACUAUGACAUCCACGCAGUUGUACGCUACCAGUGCUCUGAAGGCUUCUUCCAGCGUCACAUCCCCACCGCUCGCUGCCGAGCCGAUGGCACCUGGGAGAGACCCAGGAUCAUCUGCACAAAGUCCCGGCGAUCACACCGGUACCGACGCCACCACCACAAUCAGCACCAUGAGCGCCGCAGCCACAGGAGGCACGGAGGAGAUGGACAUAAGGCCAGAGAGGACACACACAGCUACUACUGAACCAAAUAAUACCAUAUCUGCAAUGCCUAGGUGCUAACCAUGGCCCAUAAAGACAGACAGUAGUUCACAUCACUCCCAUUUCCAUUUCCUGCUUCUAACCAUGCUCUGUUUAGCUUUAUUCCUCCUGAUUAAUUAGGUUUUCUUACAGUUUAUCUCCAUAAACCCCUGUCCCUGAGUUAGGAUGUUUUGAUGCUUCUCUUUGUUUUCACCCUGCUUCCUUUAACCGAGGUCCCUGCGAACACUAACUAUAACACUAACUCACUGUUAUUACACUAACUCCCUCUCUAAGAUCUCUGUACACUAAAUCCUCCUCCUGUCUAUGAACUCAAACAGCAGUGUGCGAGUGUGUGUGAGCGUAUGCAUGUAAGAGAAAAACUUGAAAAGUGCUGAGUCACUUUGUGAAGGUUUGCUUGUUCUACAUGAUAAAUGACCCAUCCUAGUAUUCUGUUUACAAAGCACAGAUGUAAUUGAUGCAAGAUAGCAUUCAGUCCCUGGUAACCCUGAGCUUUUUGUAUGUGUACUGUAGCUGUUACUUUUUCCAUAGAGCACCUGACUAGCGUUGUCUAUUUUAUUCUACUGACAUGCCUUUUUCUAAUAUUUGCUGUGUUUUGGUGUUAUGUUACUAUUUAUUAUAAAUCACUUGCUAGUGAAUGUGCUUUCUUUUCUUACUUAUACUUCAGAGAGCCGAUGUAACAUAAUUUUUCUAUACCAGUAUAAGUCCAAUACUUAACAAUAAACAAAAUUAAUCAUUAGAAUACCCCUAAUCUCUGUAUUGUAAAUAUUGUGGUGUUUGUUAUUGGCUGAUCCUUGAUCAAUAGCUGGACCUUGUCCAAUGAAAUAGAUGCCCCCAUAAGCCCUCUCAGCUAAUGAUUAUUUCCCAUUGACAUAGAUAGUGUGGAUGGGAUUACAUACAAUACUUUCUCAAGAUAACUACUUGAUUGUAUCUGAAUUGCUAAAUACUUUAAAUCUUUGCACGGCUAUAUUUACAUUUACAUGAUGGGUAGAAUGUCACUAUUUUUUGUCCUUUGGUCCCUUUGAUAUUUGAUCAGUCAUCAGUUUUUUUGGUGUUCUUAUGACUUUUUGUCCUGCUGUUGUAUUCCAUUCUUAAUAAAGUAAAAAA